Molecule: messenger RNA, 1524 nt
Organism: Humulus lupulus (European hop)
Lineage: Eukaryota; Viridiplantae; Streptophyta; Magnoliopsida; Rosales; Cannabaceae
Product: F-box protein At3g07870-like
Exons: 2
Coding region: 1-1524 (507 amino acids)
Molecular function (GO): protein binding
Source: RefSeq, a predicted model, not a curated record
AUGACCAUGAAAAGAAAACGAACAUCAAUAGUUUGUGACGUCGAGAAGAGUAAUUUGAAUGAAGAACUGAUUCAAAUGUCUGGUUCCACCAUAUUCGAUCUUCCAGACCAAAUCAUUGUUGAGAUUUUCUUUAGUCUCACCACCAAAAGCAUUGUUUUCUGCAAAUCCGUCUGCAAGAAAUGGCGCAAUCUGAUCUCGGAACCUCAAUUCGCUGAGUUACACUUUGCUCAGGCAAAGCCCCAAUUCUUGUUCCGAACUCUGGAUUCCAUUCGAAUUUCGAGAACUCUGUACUUGGUUGAACCAGAUGAUCAGGAUGGCCCUGGUUUCGAAUCCGAUCUUGAUCUCUGCAUGCCUUCAUUUGAAGAGUACGGUUGCCGUUAUCGUCGCAUGAAACUUAAUGCCAAAUUGAAGAUCCCACUACGCAAUGCCGAAAGUGUGCUAAAAAACCAGGAUGAUCCUAACACGAAGAAGAAGAAGAAGAAGCGUUGCCUUAAUUUGAAGCCGAAGGAUCACAAAUUCAAGAUUGUGAACUCUUGCAAUGGUUUGCUUUGCUUGUCCGAGCCAUUGCGCAAUGAUCCUGUUGCAUUGUGCAAUCCAGUAACUGGAGAGUUCAUGAACCUCCCGCCGGGUAGUUGUGAUGAUGAAGAUCUUACCGAAGUCAUUGACUGUGGAUUUGGAUUCAGUCCAAAGAGUAAUCAAUACAAAGUCUUAAGAGUUUUUAAACGAAUCUAUUAUGUUAAACGCCCGGAGCACCAUUACGAUACCUCUUUCAACUUCACUAACACAUACGCAGUGGUACAUACUCUUGGUACAGAUUCAUGGCGUAGUGUUGAUUAUGCUCCUCAGACAAAGUUCAAGCUAGGAUUUCCUACCUAUCUUGAUGGCGCUCUAUAUGGGCUUUAUGUUGACCAUGGAAGACCAAAUUAUAUAAUUUCUUUUAAUUUCGACGACGAGAAAUUUGAGCAACUCGAUGUUCCACCUGAAUGUGAAAAGACAUGGAUAACAGAUAUCACCAUGGGAGUUUUAAGGGGUAAUCUUUGCGUGUGCGAUAGAUCUGAUCUUUCCGUGGAUAUUUGGACACUGCAAAGCUUUAGCACUGUUAGAAAAGCUUGGAGUAAAUUGAUUACUGUGCACUGUGAUUGGCCAUAUGGUUUAUAUCAACCUAUUCACGGGUUCAAUUCUGGAGCUCUUUUGAUAUUUCGUAACGAUACGAGUGAACUGAUGUACUCUAACCCAGAUGGCUUCGAACCCAAAUGCAUUCACCUUUGUGGCCUUAAAACGAGGUACGAAACCAUAGUUCACAUUCCUAGCUUUAUGUCACUCAGGGACAUCGUGGCGGGGAAUAGUAAUGUUGAGAUACUCAAUGUCAAUACAAGAUGUGGGAGCUUAAAACUGCCAGGAGAGACUAAAGAUCUCAUUUUGAAGGGGCCAGUUUUUGAAGACGCACUGGACAGCGAUUCUUUCGAAAUUGAAGAAGACUAUUGGACCAAUUACUGGUGGAAAAAGAAGAAGGUGAGGAACUGA